AUAGAUUUCGUCUUCAAUAUUAUUACCAACUCUGAUCUCAUUACAAAAUCCAAGAUACAUUUCGACUUUAUCAGAGAUGGUUCAGUACUCCAAGUUCAUGAUUGCAAGUAUAGAAAUAUUUUAGGAAUCCGAAAAAAAAAUUCAAUCUAUCAUGGAUUGUAGAUUCUGGAGCACAUGUUGCGAUGAACGAAAAUUAAUACCACUAUUUAUAUUCUUAAAAUGGGUUAAUUUCUGAGGCUGAUGAAGUAGAUUCUCUCUAAUAUUGCUUUAUGCUCGAAUCCAAUACUCUGGGCGUGUUCAUAAGCGUGUUCUUAGCGUCCUCUAGUGGAAACCUGUUUAAAUUAGGUGGGAGUCAAGUACGGGAGUAACACUGGAGUCCUUGUAGUGACAUAUCCGCGUGUCAUAUAUUUGAUGAGUCUCUUGGCAUUUGUAAACAAAAUGUCUUAACACUUGACACCAGAUUUCACAGCGUUAAGUUCCUGGUGCCAAAGUAAUUCUUUGCCAUCAUGUGGAAGUGUCACAAAUGUGGAAAACCCGUAUAUUUCGCGGAGCGGAAACAAUCCUUGGGGUAUGACUGGCAUCCAGAAUGUUUAAGGUGUGAAGAAUGUGGAAAAAGAUUAAACCCAGGGCAGCAUGCUGAGCAUAAAGGUGUUCCAUACUGUCACGUGCCGUGCUAUGGAGCACUUUUUGGGCCACAGUUAUUUGGACAUGGAACAAGAGUAGAAUCUCAUACUAGUUUUGGAAAGAAAGAAUCUCGUUCAACAUUGCCCAGAUCCCAUUUGGAAUCGAAACUAAAAAUGUUCAAUCAGUAUUACGAGGGAAAAAGUGGUGGCAUUAGAAGUCGAGAGGUUAAUGGACGAUUGAUAUUAGAAGGUGCUCUAAGGAUUUACUGGGGAGUACGUGGUGUCAUUCAUCUUAAAGAGGAUGAUGAUCAACGUACUGUAGUUACAGCACGCAAUAGAAAUUCUUGUAGAAGAAGCGUGUCUGAGGAUACGGAGGAUGAAGAAAAACCUGAUAUAUCGCCGAAAGAUCUGUCUCCGUCUGAAAUACAACCGGAAAGUGAGCCCAACUCCAUUCCGGCAUCUCCGGAUCAUCUAAAAAGUCUAACACUGCCAAUGAAAUUGGACGUUAAAACUAUGGAAUGGGAUGAAUUGGAUGAAUUGUUACAGGUCGAGCGUAAAUUAGAAGAUGGCAAUAAGCUCUACCAAACAAUGCCAGAGAGUCUCCCGUCUAUAAGCUCACAUUCCAGUACUGAAACUCCACCACUAUCUGCUCAAUCCAGUAUCGAUGCUCCGGAAGCUCUUAGUAGCUCCGGUGCGACCAGUCCCAGUCAUCAAGCUGGCAAGGGUAAUGACAGUAGUGUCGGCAGUACACCUACGCACAGCAUAGAUAGUUCUUCCAGUACAGACACACCGAAUUAUCAGGGAACACCUAACAGAAAUGGAACUCUGCGAAGAGUGGAGUACUUCGAUAGCUUGGAGAAGAAUAUGAUCGGCAGCAGAAAUAUCAGUAACGAUGACAGCUGGAUAGAGAAAGGAUUAAAUCGUUCAAUGUCUGGGCCGGAUUGUCUACAGAGGCACAGAACAGAUAGUGACACGGACUCUGUGAAUUCUCUACACUUUAGGGACGAUGACAAUAUGACUAUGUCGACAGACAGUGGAUUGGAGCUUGAUGGUGUUGUCCUGAGACGCAAACAAGGUUCAACUGCGAUCAGACGCCGUCCAGGAGGUCGUCGUCAAUCACGCAGCCGUCUACGACGUCGCUGUUCUAUUAAUGGACAUUUUUAUAAUCGGGAAACAAGCUUCUUCACACCGCCUCAUGGUUCGCAGAUGUCUGUUUGGGUUACCAGCCUUGUGAGCACUCAAGAAGUUAUUAAUCUUAUGCUCGACAAAUAUAAAGUUGAUGCUAAACCUGAUAAUUUUGCUCUAUUUGUGGUUCGUGAUAAUGGAGAACAACGUAGAUUGAGAGAAGACGAAUACCCUUUGGAGGUUAGGGUUGUUUUAGGACCACACGAGAAUGUGGCGCGUCUCUUCCUGGUAGAUAAACUCACGACUCCCGAGAUCAGUUCGGAUGUUGCCCAAUUUCUAAAUCUCUCAAUAGCGGAAUGUCACGGUAUUUUGCAACGCUAUCAUUACGAAGAAGAACGUCAGGUUGUUUUACUGAAGGAGAAAUACAAGGAAAUGAGACGGAGAAUAAAGCAACGAAUGGAGGAAUUAAAAGUACGGCUGUAAGCUAGAUAAUCUUAUCAGACCGCUAACCAAAUUAAUAAUUCUCCGUCGAUAAUACGUAGUAUCGUUCUAUCUUUAUAUCUGCAAAUCGUGUUUUUCGUAACAGUCAUUGUACUUUUGUCUCAACAUUUGUCGACUUUCCUUUUAUACAAUUUUUAUUCGCGGCAAGCCAAUUAGCGUUUACUUGGCAUUUAGUCUAUUACUUAUUUUGGCAGUCAAUGUAAAGUAGUUGUAUUGUGAAAUUACAAGCACGAAAUCAAACAUUCAUGAUAGUAUAUGUUUUUUUUAAUAAAACUAUCGGAUAACGAAAAUAUUAAUUUGAUAUCGCAAUACGACUACUCAUACACUAAAGCUCAUCCGUUCAACCAUUACAAAGUGGUUCAUGCAUUUUACUGUAUCCAAUAUACCAGUGCAAUUUUAAGUGAAAUAAUUCGGAUUCGCUAAUUAUUAGCUAACACGUGCCGCUACGUAUACAGUUAUUUUUCAUUAAGUCGGACCCGCCGUAUUUCCAGUUAUUUGUACUCACGCUUUCACUAUUGCUUUUUAUAUCUUUAGGAUGCUGGAAUUCAUUAGCACGGCGGGUGUUUAAAAGUUAGGUAGCUAUUAAAGAUUAAAAGGUGUAAUCGCGUAAGGUUGCCGUUUUGUCACUUCGCGAUUUCACCUCGAAAGUCCGAGGUAACACGUUCGCUCGGAAGUUUCUCGCAAGAUUUAACUGAAGAUGGACCAUUUUUUUUAUUAAUCUAUUAUAAUUAUCCCGAUUAAAGUAAUUGCCUUUCGGUAUUCGCGAUAGUUUUCAUAAUGGUUUUAGGUACUAAAAAAGAAAAACAAAAAAAGCUAAUUAUAUUCCCCACUGUUUGCGGCAUUUAUGCCAACUAGUACCACCUGCGGUUGUUAUACAAGUUCUCGUUAAUUAUAAUUCUUUUUUUUUUUAUAUUAUACAAAAUAUCGUCUGCUGAGAUUUUUGUGGGCCCUAAAGACCACGCGUCUCGCUGAUCCUGCAGCGUUGCUUCUUGCGCAACUUCUAGAUAAAAUAUUGUAAUUUUAUUCCGUCGUGAUCGUUAGAUUCAACAUAGCAAAUUGAUGCCACACGAUUUGUAUAGGAUCGUUCGUGAAAUUUUGUAUGGUAUUCCAUAAGUCUUGUCGCUUGGUAAAAAAUUCGAACAGUAUUAAGUCCUAUUUGUAAAUUGAUGCGGUUCUUCGAUUAUUGCACAAAAUUUAUAUAUACUUUUUUUCAAAAAGCUAAUCUAAGUGCUAUUAGAUUAUUCCCUUCGCUAUUACAUACAGGUACACUGGCGAGCAAUAAUGGCCCUCCUGGUUAUAGUGUAAUAGCAAUAAUUUACAAUAGUAUUUUGGGAGGACCAUUUUUACUCCCUCUGCUGUACAAGCAACACGUUAUUACCUCUCAGUAUAUAUAAUUCCUAUCAAUCGUCAGAUCUGUACAUACGUAAACGAAAUUAACUAGAAAUACCGAUGAAAAUAGCAUUAUUGCCCAACUUACCGGACAAUGGAUUACGCAGUAUAAAUUCUUCCUGCUGACACCAGUUGGUCGUUGUGAAAAAACUUGCCUUACGAUUUUACGUCUCUUUCGUGCGCACCAGGAAGAUGACGCCGUGCGGUAUAUAUUUGAACUACGUAUCAUUAAAACAAUAAGAUGCUACUUGAAAAUAAAAUAAUUAAAAGAAAUAAAGCCAUCGAAAAUUACACGAUC
This is a messenger RNA of Cephus cinctus (wheat stem sawfly), 3936 nucleotides long. RefSeq lists its product as uncharacterized. The record is from RefSeq and is a predicted model, not a curated record. Gene Ontology annotation, biological process: signal transduction. Bases 507 to 2231 code for a protein of 574 amino acids. The transcript has 9 exons. NCBI's taxonomy places the organism in Eukaryota, Metazoa, Arthropoda, Insecta, Hymenoptera, Cephidae.